AACAAACCCAACGGCCACAGGAGAAGAGACAGCUGCUCAGCCCGUCCCUCAAGGCGCUGUGGGAGAUGAGGGUGAAGGCAGGGAACGACGCGGGACUCCCGUGUACAACAGAGGAGGAGCUGCUCCAAAACCCAGCCAUAAGGCCCGAGGACGUGCUCGGCCUGCAGAACAUCACUGAGAAUUACCUCUGCAGUCCAGAUGACAAUGUGCACAAGAUCGACUUUACUAGGUUCAAAAUCAGAGAUAUGGAGACAGGGACUGUUCUUUUUGAGAUCACCAAGCCUCCCUCUGCAGACAGUGCAGAGGACAGAAAGGACAUUGACCCCAAUGCUGGACGUUUUGUGCGUUACCAGUUUACUCCCGCCUUCCUGAGACUACGCAAGGUCGGAGCCACUGUGGAGUUCACAGUAGGAGACAUUCCAAUCAACAACUUCCGCAUGAUUGAGAGACACUACUUCCGGGGGCAGUUGCUGAAGAGCUUUGACUUUGAGUUUGGCUUCUGCAUCCCCAGCAGCAAGAAUACCUGCGAGCACAUCUACGAAUUCCCUCCCCUCUCUGAGGACCUCAUACACGAGAUGAUCCUGCACCCAUAUGAGACUCAGUCUGACAGCUUCUACUUUGUGGACAACAAGUUGGUGAUGCACAAUAAGGCAGAUUACUCUUACACUGGUGGAACAUAGGAUCUCUCUCCGUGCUGAGCAUGCUCAGAAGCAUGGACAGAUACGUCACAGGCUGGGAAGUAAAGCAUUAGCGCAGACUGAGAAUAGGUCCCUAAUCCAGUCUGGGAAUGCUUUUUUUGGUGAAAAACACCCAAGCUCAGGGUUUGUGUGCAUGGAUGAGCGCAUGUAUGUGUGCCAGAGCCAGAGAAAGAAAUUGGCACUUACUGAGCACACAGCAUGUGUACAGAAAUAGUCCUAGAUUUUUUUUUUUAAAUUAUUGCCAACAACAUAGUGUGUCUCUGUGUUUAUGUAUGUGAGUGUAUAGGCGUGCCUGCAUUCAUGUGCAUUAAUAGUCUGCAUGACACAAUACGUUUUUUUUGUUUUGUUUUGCUUUGUAAUUUUUUAUAUAGAGAGUUUAUUCCUUUAACAUCCACACAAUCAGAAUAUAUAUACAUAUGGAGUGUGAAUACAGUGGGGUCCAAAAGUCUACUGAUGAAAAUGCUUAUAUUUUGCAUUGCUUUCUAAUUUAAUACAGUAUUUUUCCAUUAAUUUGGUAUGUUCCCCCUUUUGCCUUAAUGACAGCGUGCUCUCAAGCUAGCAUGGGCUCCACAAGUUUGUGCAAAAGCCUCUGAUAAGUAGAUCAAAUCCACAUAUGAAUGUAUAUUUCAAAGGAAGACAUCCAUCCAUCCAUCCAUCCAUCCAUCCAUCCAUUUUCUAAGCCGCUUCUCCGUCAGGGUCGCGGGGGGGUGCUGGAGCCUAUCCCAGCAGUCUUCGGGCGGAAGGCAGGAUACACCCU
Messenger RNA from Pygocentrus nattereri (red-bellied piranha), 1455 nucleotides. It is a transcript of the gene unc119a1, whose product is annotated as unc-119 homolog a (C. elegans). The record is from RefSeq and is a predicted model, not a curated record. Lineage: Eukaryota; Metazoa; Chordata; Actinopteri; Characiformes; Serrasalmidae. Bases 66 to 680 code for a protein of 204 amino acids. The transcript has 5 exons. Gene Ontology annotation, cellular component: spindle midzone; intercellular bridge; centrosome. Gene Ontology annotation, molecular function: lipid binding. Gene Ontology annotation, biological process: visual perception; positive regulation of protein tyrosine kinase activity; negative regulation of caveolin-mediated endocytosis.